CAUCAAGGCUAUCAAGAGUGGACAAUAAAUGUAAACAUAUACAUCAUUCAAAAAACCAAGUAGAGCACGUGUAGAAGCACGUGAUAACCUCAUAAGCAUGGCACUACGCAUGAGAUCAAAAGAUUUGAGACAAGUGCCAUGGUUGUCUCCGGAGGAAUGGCACAAUGUGUACAAGCAAAUUUACUCCAACAACUCGGUUGAACAAACGAAAGCGUACGAAACACUUCUGGCAUGGAAAGCCAGAAUGCCAAAAUUACCGGUAGGCGUGGAAUGCACCUUGUUGAUCUUGCAAGUGUGCCUUCGCGAUCGCGAAUGGUCGCCCAAGAUUGACAAUGGCGAGUUGCCGAUGUACUCUGAAAAUGACUUAAGCCUGAUAUACUCAACCACCAUAAUGAGAUUUUUUAAUCACAUAACGAAUAUAGAAUACAUAAAGCACACGUCCCUGUUAAAGGUCGCCAAGCUAGUAAAACUCCCAACUUGGAUAAUUAAUAUAAGGCAUCAAGCUGCUCAUGGACAUGAAUUGCCGUCUAUUGCGGUGUUAAGGAUAGCGAUUAAUAUAUUACUUCACUGGUUACAUAAUGAGUAUUGGGCACCAGAGGCACGUGCUAUGGAAGAACGUUGCAUGACAAAUUUUGAUGUCUUAGAAGAUGAAGAACAUUUGAGAAAACGUACUUUUGCACGAUUGAUAGAACUGUGGAUAACUGUUGGUUUGUAUAUCAAGGCUGGUCAUGAAUUAGUGUCGGACUUACCGGUAAAGGAAAUACGGGAAGAAUUGGAGGAACUACGAAUUUACAUGUUGCAUCAGUACAAGCACACCAAAACUUCAAACAAUAAUGAGGAUGUGUGCGUAGUCAUUGACAGAAAAACUAUAAAAAUUGGCAAUCAGUACAGUUUAAAAAGUGCACGAGCUUUACUCUUAGCUAAUAUAUCUGUACAGCUAACUGAUGAAACAUUAUUUAAUCUGCAGAAACAGAUUUCAGUUAUUUGUAACAUGUUGUGCGAAAUCAAAGCUUUUUUACUGAAUUUUGAUAUCGUGGAAAUUGUUGAACAGAAAACAAGAAAUUCUAUUAUCGACUUAAAAAGGAAAUUUUUAUCACCUAAGGUACUUCAAUUUUGGAAAAGUAUUAUUUUGUUAUUGCAUAGAGUUCGAGCGUUAGAGACGCUGAUGCUCAAGCUGCUCGAUAUUGUGAACCAAGAAGAAGAGAGCAAAGAAAGAAGAAAUUUCGCCGCUUUAUGGUUAAGUUCUAUUGUCUACAGUUUUGUUCAGUUGAAUAUUGCUCACAAUAUUUCUCAUACGUUGGAGUUCAAAUCAGACGUGGAACUAUCUAUAAUGAAUAUAAACGAACGUCUCAGAAAGCUUGUACAUUCCAAACAUGCCUACCUGAGGCAUGUCUUGUGGUUAGAUAUAACGAGCACUGUACCACGCUUUCUCGUUGAUAUCGAUUUUUUAUCGAAUCUUUUAUUACAUGUUAACGAAUUCUCCGCGAGAUUGAUAGAACCAAUUCUGAUGUUGGUUGCGACGAGGAUAGACAAGAAAACGAGAGGACAAUUAUUAAAUUUGGUAAAAAUUUAUACAUUUCAAAAAUACAAGGAUGAAAGCAACGAUGUUUGCGACAAGAUAUUCACCAUCGAAGAUCUUUCUGAAACUUCAAUAGAAAGUGAAGCGCGCAUAAACAAGGAACAACCAAAACAGAUUGUUUUGGCAGAUCAAAUAAUCCGCAAUUCUCAGUGGAAACUAGCACUUGAUACGUAUCAAUGGAAUAAAUGUCCUAUCGGGUUACUGCCAUGGCAGGAUUCACUGAAAAGUUUAGAGCCAUUUGACCUGAAACCGACGAAACAUCCUGUUUCAGUUCUAGAAUCGCAAAUAGUUCCUGGCAUUAUAAAUCCUAAAAAAUUAAAAAUAGAAAGCAGUAUUAAGCAGGACAAUAUAUUACGAAAUAAAAAGAGGAAAAUAUCUUGCAAGAAUAUAGCCAUAGGUAAUAUAAUGAAUAGCGCGCUAGAAUUUGCUAAGAAUACAAAUAAUAUAAAUGUAUAGAUAUUAUAUUAUCGUUUAUCACAAAGAGUAAAUAAUCUACAAAAAAAAAACAAAUUAUAUAUUUAUUUGUAAUAAACUUGAAGACAAACAUUUAUAUGUGCCGUUUACAUUGAGAGCAGUAAAGCUUGCGCUGCAUAUAAAUUCAAACUUUUUUUUCUGAUAAUAUAUUAUAGAAAUAAGAUAUAUAUAUAUCUCUCUCUCUUUCUCUCUUGUUGUGCAUUAUGUAUUUACAUAAUGUACUUCUCGUCAUUAAUAUACAACCAUAUUCACAUAUCAUUAAAUAACAUUUGUCUAUUUUCUUUUUUCUCUAUCACAUCACUUAAAAAUAUAUUAAGUUAUUUGAAAAUUAUUUAUAUAUAAAAGUAUUAAGUUUUUUUUAAUAUCACAACAUCCAAGCACCAUUGCUUCAACUUAAAAAAAACUAUUUAAAUUUGUGUGCAUAUUUUAUACAUGUACAUAUACAUAUAAAUUAUACACACAUACG
Molecule: messenger RNA, 2519 nt
Organism: Pseudomyrmex gracilis
Lineage: Eukaryota; Metazoa; Arthropoda; Insecta; Hymenoptera; Formicidae
Exons: 6
Coding region: 98-2035 (645 amino acids)
Biological process (GO): maturation of 5.8S rRNA; maturation of LSU-rRNA
Cellular component (GO): preribosome, large subunit precursor; Las1 complex
Molecular function (GO): endonuclease activity
Source: RefSeq, a predicted model, not a curated record